Pelobates cultripes (western spadefoot toad) is the source of this 1987-nucleotide messenger RNA. Lineage: Eukaryota; Metazoa; Chordata; Amphibia; Anura; Pelobatidae. The record is from the annotation of a GenBank genome assembly.
AAUGCCAAUCAGGUUACAGUAUCACCAACAGCGUUAUCCAUUAUUACCCAGAAUGCUAAUCGGGUUACAGUAUCACCCACACAGCGUUAUCCAUUAUUACCCAGAAUGCUAAUCGGGUUACAGUAUCACCAACAGCGUUAUCCAUUAUUACCCAGAAUGCUAAUCGGGUUAUCCAUUAUUACCCAGAAUGCUAAUCGGGUUACAGUAUCACCCACAGCGUUAUCCAUUAUUACCCAGAAUGUAUCACCCACAGCGUUAUCCAUUAUUACCCAGAAUGCUAAGCGGGUUACAGUAUCACCCACAGCGUUAUCCAUUAUUACCCAGAAUGCUAAUCGGGUUACAGUAUCACCCACAGCGUUAUCCAUUAUUACCCAGAAUGCUAAGCGGGUUACAGUAUCACCCACAGCGUUAUUCAUUAUUACCAGAAUGCUAAUCGGGUUACAGUAUCACCCACAGCGUUAUCCAUUAUUACCCAGAAUGCUAAUCGGGUUACAGUAUCACCCACAGCGUUAUCCAUUAUUACCCAGAAUGCUAAUCGGGUUACAGUAUCACCAACAGCGUUAUCCAUUAUUACCCAGAAUGCUAAUCGGGUUACAGUAUCACCCACAGCGUUAUCCAUUAUUACCCAGAAUGCUAAGCGGGUUACAGUAUCACCCACAGCGUUAUCCAUUAUUACCCAGAAUGCUAAUCGGGUUACAGUAUCACCCACAGCGUUAUCCAUUAUUACCCAGAAUGCUAAUCGGGUUACAGUAUCACCCACAGCGUUAUCCAUUAUUACCCAGAAUGCUAAGCGGGUUACAGUAUCACCCACAGCGUUAUCCAUUAUUACCCAGAAUGCUAAUCGGGUUACAGUAUCACCCACAGCGUUAUCCAUUAUUACCCAGAAUGCUAAUCGGGUUACAGUAUCACCAACAGCGUUAUCCAUUAUUACCCAGAAUGCUAAUCGGGUUACAGUAUCACCCACAGCGUUAUCCAUUAUUACCCAGAAUGCUAAUCGGGUUACAGUAUCACCCACAGCGUUAUCAUUAUUACCCAGAAUGCUAAUCGGGUUACAGUAUCACCCACAGCGUUAUCCAUUAUUACCCAGAAUGCUAAUCGGGUUACAGUAUCACCCACAGCGUUAUCCAUUAUUACCCAGAAUGCUAAUCGGGUUACAGUAUCACCCACAGCGUUAUCCAUUAUUACCCAGAAUGCUAAUCGGGUUACAGUAUCACCCACAGCGUUAUCCAUUAUUACCCAGAAUGCUAAUCGGGUUACAGUAUCACCCACAGCGUUAUCCAUUAUUACCCAGAAUGCUAAUCGGGUUACAGUAUCACCCACAGCGUUAUCCAUUAUUACCCAGAAUGCUAAUCGGGUUACAGUAUCACCCACAGCGUUAUCCAUUAUUACCCAGAAUGCUAAUCGGGUUACAGUAUCACCCACAGCGUUAUCCAUUAUUACCCAGAAUGCUAAUCGGGUUACAGUAUCACCAACAGCGUUAUCCAUUAUUACCCAGAAUGCUAAUCGGGUUACAGUAUCACCCACAGCGUUAUCCAUUAUUACCCAGAAUGCUAAUCGGGUUACAGUAUCACCCACAGCGUUAUCCAUUAUUACCCAGAAUGCUAAUCGGGUUACAGUAUCACCCACAGCGUUAUCCAUUAUUACCCAGAAUGCUAAUCGGGUUACAGUAUCACCCACAGCGUUAUCCAUUAUUACCCAGAAUGCUAAUCAGGUUACAGUAUCACCAACAGCGUUAUCCAUUAUUACCCAGAAUGCUAAUCGGGUUACAGUAUCACCAACAGCGUUAUCCAUUAUUACCCAGAAUGCUAAUCGGGUUACAGUAUCACCAACAGCGUUAUCCAUUAUUACCCAGAAUGCUAAUCGGGUUACAGUAUCACCCACAGCGUUAUCCAUUAUUACCCAGAAUGCUAAUCGGGUUACAGUAUCACCCACAGCGUUAUCCAUUAUUACCAAGAAUGCUGAGGGAAAUUACUGUUUUAGUCAAUAA